AUGGCGGACAACGACGCGCAGCAUGAGCACACCUUCGAGUCCGCCGAUGCCGGGGCGUCGGCCACCUACCCGAUGCAAUGUUCAGCCUUGAGGAAGAACGGCUUCGUUGUCAUCAAGGGUCGCCCAUGCAAGAUUGUCGAAAUGUCCACCUCCAAGACUGGAAAACACGGUCACGCCAAGGUCCACUUGGUUGCCCUCGACAUCUUCACCGGCCGGAAGAUGGAAGAUCUCUCCCCGUCCACCCACAACAUGGAUGUUCCAAACGUCACUCGUCGUGAAUACCAAUUGCUUGACAUUACUGACGACGGCUUCUUGUCCCUCAUGUCUGACGACGGCUCCACCAAGGACGAUGUCAAGAUGCCCGAGGGCGAGGUCGGCGAAAAGAUUGAGAAACUCUUCCGCACCGAUGAGAAGGAUACCAAUGUCAUUGUCUUGACUGCGAUGGGGGAGGAAGCUGCUGUCGAUGCUAAGGAAGCUCCCAAAUAA
Messenger RNA from Cladophialophora bantiana CBS 173.52, 486 nucleotides. RefSeq names its product eukaryotic translation initiation factor 5A-2. The transcript is spliced from 4 exons. Gene Ontology annotation, biological process: positive regulation of translational termination; positive regulation of translational elongation. Bases 1 to 486 code for a protein of 161 amino acids. Lineage: Eukaryota; Fungi; Ascomycota; Eurotiomycetes; Chaetothyriales; Herpotrichiellaceae. The record is from RefSeq and is a predicted model, not a curated record. Gene Ontology annotation, molecular function: ribosome binding; RNA binding; translation elongation factor activity.